GCCCCCCCACGCUCGGGGCGCGGCUAUAAGGAGCGGCGGGGCCGGGGGAGGCGCUCGGCGCGGAGCUCGGCGGCGGGCGCGGCAGCGGCUGCGGGUCUGGGCACAUCCCCGGCAACAUGCGGGUCCUGCUCCUCCUCUGGCUCCUGGCCGAGGCUGCCGUGGCUGCCCGGGUGCGCACCCGCCGGGAGUUGUCCCCCGGGCUGUACGAGCACGGGGUGUACGAUGCCAGCGGGUCCUACUGCCAGCGAGGGGACGUCUGCUGCCACGGCCGCGACGACGCCUGCACCGUCCCCUACCACGACACCCUCUGCUACUGUGACCUCUUCUGCAACCGCACCGUGUCCGACUGCUGCCCUGACUUCUGGGAGUACUGCCUGGGCAUCCCCGCCCCCUUCCCCAAAGCCGCAGGCUGUGCCCGCGCCGGCCGCAACUACCCCGCGGGAGCCACGUACCGAGAGAACUGCAACCUGUGCACCUGCAGCCCCGGGGGGCAGUGGCAGUGCGAGGACCACGCCUGCCUGAUGGAUGGAGAGCUCAUCGACGCUGUCAACAGGGGCAAUUACGGCUGGAGAGCCACCAACUACAGCCAGUUCUGGGGCAUGACGCUGGAGGAAGGGAUCCGGCACCGCCUGGGCACCUUCCGACCCUCUCCCACCGUCAUGAACAUGAACGAGCUGCAGAUGAACAUGGACUCCAAUGAGGUGCUGCCCCGGCACUUUGAUGCAGCUGCCAAGUGGCCUGGGAUGAUCCACGAGCCCCUGGACCAGGGGAACUGUGCUGGCUCCUGGGCCUUCUCCACAGCAGCCGUCGCCUCAGACCGCAUCUCCAUCCACUCCAUGGGCCACAUGACGCCCGCCCUGUCCCCGCAGAACCUCCUGUCCUGCGACACCCGCAACCAGCGCGGCUGCGGCGGCGGGCGGCUGGACGGCGCCUGGUGGUACCUGCGCCGCAGAGGGGUGGUGACAGACGAGUGCUAUCCCUUCAGCAGCCAGCAGCGGCAGCCGGUGGCACAGCCCUGCAUGAUGCACAGCCGCUCCACGGGCAGGGGCAAGCGGCAGGCCACGGCGCGGUGCCCCAACCCCCAGACCCACGCCAACGACAUCUACCAGUCCACCCCUGCCUACCGCCUCUCCUCCAGCGAGAAGGAGAUCAUGAAGGAGCUGCUGGAGAAUGGCCCUGUGCAAGCCAUCCUGGAGGUGCACGAGGAUUUCUUCAUGUACCAGAGCGGGAUCUAUCGGCACACGCCGGUGGCUGAGGGGAAGGGGCCAAAGCACCAGAGACACGGCACCCACUCGGUCAAAAUCACUGGGUGGGGAGAAGAGCAGCUGCCUGAUGGCCAGACCCUCAAAUACUGGACGGCGGCCAACUCGUGGGGCACAGCGUGGGGCGAGCGCGGCCGCUUCCGCAUCGCCCGCGGCGUCAACGAGUGCGAGGUCGAGACCUUCGUGGUGGGCGUGUGGGGCCGGGUCAGCGUGGAGGACAUGGCCCACAAGUGAGAGCAGCAGCCCCCCGACCCCAGGGACCCCCACACACCCCCUACAAGCGUCCUUGUCCCCGGCCUGGGGGGCAGAGGCGUGGGGCAGGGGCUGGGCUUGGCCGCUGGUGCCCCGGCCGUGCUGACACAGCACACGGGUGCAGCGGGGCGUGGGAAAGGGGGGGAUGCUGGGCCCCAGCCCCUGGCCUGGGGGGGAUUUACCCGUUAAUCCCCCUGCCCUGGGCUCAGCUGUGCUGCCAUGGCACAUGGGGGCUCUGCAAAAGCAGCUUCACCCUCCUGCUCCCACUGCAAUGGGACCCCCACACCCCAGAUCUGCCCCCUCAGCUCCCCUGGAGUAGGGAAGGGGGGUUAAAAUAGCCCAGCAGUGUCCAGGGGAGGCUCAGCCGUGCUCCCAGGGCUGGGAGCUGCCAGCAUGGGCUCCCCACCGUCCCCCCUGCCUGUCCCUAUGGUGCUAUGGCCCUGCUCCCCCCCAGGCACAGGGGAAGGCUCAGCCCUGCGCUGUCCCUGUCCUGGUUGGGCCACAAUUGGGGACCACACCGACACACAGCCCAGGCCCCCCCUUCCCUGCUCCCUCUUUCCCCCACUCCCCAGGGCUGGGCUUUUAAAAUGGGUUUUUGUAUUUAUUGUUGCUUUUUAUUAUUUCUAAAUAAAGCUGUGGAAGCCUCA
This is a messenger RNA of Colius striatus (speckled mousebird), 2161 nucleotides long. RefSeq names its product tubulointerstitial nephritis antigen like 1 (gene TINAGL1). Lineage: Eukaryota; Metazoa; Chordata; Aves; Coliiformes; Coliidae. The record is from RefSeq and is a predicted model, not a curated record. Gene Ontology annotation, cellular component: lysosome. Gene Ontology annotation, molecular function: cysteine-type peptidase activity; peptidase inhibitor activity. The transcript has 12 exons. The coding region runs from base 117 to 1496 and encodes 459 amino acids. Gene Ontology annotation, biological process: proteolysis.